Triticum turgidum subsp. durum (durum wheat) is the source of this 2559-nucleotide messenger RNA. The record is from the annotation of a GenBank genome assembly. Lineage: Eukaryota; Viridiplantae; Streptophyta; Magnoliopsida; Poales; Poaceae.
AUGGAGGUGGUGACCGGAGCUAUGACCACCCUCCUGCCCACGCUCGCAGGCCUGCUCAAGGAGGAGUAUGACCUGCACAAGAACACCAGGGGUGAGAUCAGGUUCCUCAAAGCCGAGCUGGAGAGCAUGGAGACAGCCCUGCUCAAGAUUUCUGAGGCACCUUUGGAUCAGCCACCUGACGUCCAGGUCAAGCUUUGGGCGAGGGAAGUCAGGGAGCUAUCCUAUGAAAUCGAGGACAGUGUCGAUAAAUUCAUGGUGCGUCUUGAUAGACGUGCACAAAAAAAUCCGCAUAGCUUCAUGGGCUUCAUCAAUAAGAGCAUAGAUCUGAUGACGAAGGCUAAAAUCCGCCACAAGAUGGGCACUGAGAUCAAAGACAUCAGGAGCCGUAUCAAGGAGGUCAGCGAGCGACGCGAUAGGUACAAGGUUGACAGUGUACCUUCCAAGCCUGCCAGACCAACUAUUGACAGCCUUCGCCUAUCAGCCCUAUACAAAGAGGCAACAGAACUCAUUGGCAUCGAAGAGAAGACAAAUGACCUAGUUAAGAGGCUGACAGAGGGGGAGGGGGCGUCCAAGCAACAGGUCAAGACAAUCUCCAUUGUUCGUUUUGGAGGCUUAGGCAAAACAACCCUUGCUAAUGCUGUGUUUCAUAAGUUUAAACCGGAAUUCGAUUGUGUGGCCUUUGUUUCCGUGUCUCUUAAUCCUAACAUGGAGAAUAUUUUCAAAAACAUGCUCCAUCAACUUGACAGGCACAGAUACUUUAACAUCAACGAAUCAACAUGGGGUGAAGCAGAGCUUGUCAGCGAGCUAAGAGAUUUUCUUCUAAACAAGAGGUACUUCAUUGUGAUUGAUGACAUAUGGAACAAUUUUGUAUGGAAAGAAAUCAAACAUGCUUUGAUUGAGAACGAAUGCGGAAGUAGAAUAAUUACAACAACUCGCGCUUUUGAUGUUGCCAAACAAGUUGGUGGUGUUUAUGAUCUAAAGCCUCUUUCUCUUGCGCACUCAAGAAACUUAUUCUUCCAAAGAAUAUUUGAUGCUGAAGAAAAAUUUCCUUCUAAUGAAUUAGCCGAAGUAUCUGAUAACAUUAUUAAGAGAUGUGGUGGAGUACCAUUAGCUAUUAUUACGACAGCUAGUAUGUUAGCCAGUAAAAACAGAAAUGAUUGGUCCAAGGUCUACCAAGCUAUGGGUUCUGGGCUACAAGAUAGUACUGAUGUGAAGGACAUGAGAAGGAUAUUAUCAGUCAGUUACUAUGACCUACCUCCACAACUAAGAACAUGUUUAUUGUAUAUAAGUUUGUAUCCAGAAGAUUAUAAGAUCAUUGCUAGAGAUUUGAUAUGGCAAUGGAUUGGUGAAGGCUUUGUUCAGGAAGAACAUGGAAAGAGCUUGUAUGAAGUAGGAGAAAAUUAUUUCUGUGAGCUCAUUAACAAAGGCUUGAUCCAACCAGCAGAUGUCACUGAUGAUAAAGCGAGUGCUUGUCGUGUACACAAUAUGGUGCUUGACCUUAUCACUUCCAUAUCAAGGGAAGAGAAUUUUCUAACAUGUAUAGGUGGUCAACAAUCUGGAUCUGCACCAAGUAAGAUCCGUCGUCUAUCAGUCCAAAGCAUAAAUGAAGACGAUGCCAAGCAGAUGGCAACUAUGAACUUGUCCAAUUUGAGGUCAAUCAUUGUGUUUGGACGAUAUAUCAAUUUGUUACCAGUCCUUUCAAGGUUUUCAGUGUUGCGUGCAUUGGACAUAAGUUAUUCUUGGAAUGUGGGCAAUCAUCAUGUAAAGAUUAUUUGCAAUAUGUUUCACUUGAGGUAUUUAUGGCUACACAAUACAUGUAUCUCUGAGAUCCCGGAUGAGAUUGUGAAUCUUCAGUUCUUGCAAGUACUGGACAUAAGUGGGACGACAGUACAAGUGUUACCAGCAUCAUUUGUUCAGCUAACACAACUAGUGUACCUUCAUCUUGGUAUGUCCACGGCCCUGCCAGCAGGAUUGGGGAAUUUAAAAUCGCUGCAAGAAUUGCUAGGUAUCAAUAUUGCGUCUCCAUCCAUGCUGCAUGAUCUGAGCAAGCUGACUGAAUUGAGGAAUCUUCGUGUCAGGUUUUAUGGAUGGAACGAUGACUAUAAGGAACUUUUCCAGCGGUGUCUCUCCAGCCUGUUCAAUCUCAAAUGCAUUAAAAUAGAUGGUGUCCAUCGAAAUAUUGAUUUCGGAGGUGACAACUUGUCGCCUGAGCAGCUUCACUGCAUUCAUCUGACCUCUAGCGAGAUUUGUGAUGUGCCAAGAUGGAUAUCAUCGCUCUCCAACCUCUCUACCCUUAAAAUCCAGGAUCUAAAAACACUUAGUCAGGAGCAUCUUCAAGUGCUUGGCAUCAUGCCAUCACUCCGUGAUCUCAAUAUAUGGGUGCCGGAAAUCGCACAAGGCCGACACGAAAGGUUUGUGAUUGGCAGCAGUUAUCCAUUCCGGUGUCUAGCAAAGCUCAAGAUCGGCAGCCAAAUCAUGGGGCUGAAGUUCGCACAAGGGGCCAUGCAGGAGCUACAAACCUUUGAGAUUAUUUUAUCAGUGCAGCGGACAUGGGAUUGA